Aspergillus wentii DTO 134E9 is the source of this 1325-nucleotide messenger RNA. RefSeq lists its product as uncharacterized. The record is from RefSeq and is a predicted model, not a curated record. The transcript is spliced from 3 exons. NCBI's taxonomy places the organism in Eukaryota, Fungi, Ascomycota, Eurotiomycetes, Eurotiales, Aspergillaceae. The coding region runs from base 26 to 946 and encodes 306 amino acids.
GGAAAGCCAUCUGCUUCUUGUGAAGAUGGCAACCACAACACUUUUGGAAUCUGAAAAUGUCCGGGGAACUUGCCAUAACAAAUCAAUUGAUUUUACGACGCGAGAUCAUGAAAAAAUCUUACAGUCGCUCAGGCUGGUCAAUCCCCCUAUACCCGAGCUUGCGGCGGGACUGAAGGAUUAUCUAUCUGUGCUAAGUCGGGGGAGUAGUCUCGCGCUCAGCCGCGGAGAGGGCCUAGCUAACAUACGCCAAAGCAAAAGCAUUGAGAGUCUCUUUUCAACAGCAACCCCGCGUGUGAUAGACGGCCCACCGAUAACUUGGACGAUGCUCAUCCUUUUCGCCGGGCCUCAGUUUGAUGGUCCAUCGCAGUUGAAGAUUGGAGACACUCAGGUUGAACUUCCAGAAGACGACUUCAAUCUCAUUCGCUCUGGUAGGCCUUGGAGGUUUCUUUCUCCUUGGCCAGAUAGCGACGACUGUGAAAAGGAACUUCGGUCGGUCGAGAGUGCUCUACAGGAGCUUAAUGACACUAAGCUGAGCAUCACCGCAGUCCUAAGCGAGAUCUCUGUUGUUGAACAUUGUCUACGGAAUCGCUCUCAUUUCGUUACCCAACGUUAUGCAAAUCAACGCGGUGGUAUUCCCCAAGAAGAAAACCCCGGCUGCGGAAGCACUAAAAGCCGUCCACCCCCUUUGGCUGGGUCUGGCACUACAAUGUCACAGGCAGAUGAAAACACUGCUUACGAGCAUGUACCGCCGUUCCCUGCAAAUAUCCCCUUGCCAGCCAGCGAGCAGUCUGCCCAGAUGGGUGCCCCCGAUCCAUGCAAUGCAGGUCUUUCAAAAUCAUUUGUGGCUGCAAGCAGCGUUCAGGUUGAUAUCCCCCAACCAAUAAAUACAGUCAGGCCAAAAAGGAGAUCGCGUGCCUCCAAUUUCAUUGAGACCCUAAGGGAAUAAGUUAGAUACCGAACAGAGUCUUGGCAUUUCCCUCCCUAUUAAUCUGAGAAAGGAUCCUUGGCGAUUCAGAGACCGACGGGGCAAUGCGCUGGUCAGAAGAUGGACGUUCCUCGACUACAACCCAAAAGCUCUAGUCGGAUUGAAACCACAGUAGAACAGUGCAAUGGCCUUUUAACCUGGCUUCCUGACGCAUGAAGAAUUCGAUGACCAGGUUGAGGACUAUCAAUUUAUUGCUUCCUACGGCGAUUCAGAUGAGUAGGCAACUGAAAGAUGCAGAUUUGCCUAGACUCGAAUCAUCAAAACCUGUACGUUUGACUAUCGAUUCGGAUAACUGAUUAUGCUCUCCACAGGCCGAUUUUUCUCUUCUUAUACUUUGGUG